ACCUCGUCCACGACAAACAAGGACCACUAUGGACCUGCACCGGACCAGUAUAUACAACCAAAUGGAUUAUAACCGGGAAUCUAAGGAAGAGAAGCCAGCUGUUUCGACAGAGGAUCGUCUCGACAGCGGUUUAGACUCCCUGAAAGAGGAGGAGUAUCAGGCUGUGGCCGCCGAGAUCCGUCGGCUCCAGCUGGAAUGUGAGCCCAAAACACCCGAUGUAACCGGAGAGCAGCACAAAUGGACAACACAGAUCACAGAGGACGGAGACACGUUGCUCCACCUGGCCAUCAUCCACGAAGCCAAGGACUACAUAAAGAAAAUGAUUGAACUUUCCAAGAACACACAUUUCCUGGACACACAAAAUGACCAAAGACAGACUCCUCUACACUUAGCUGUAAUAACAAAUCAGGCAGAUGUGUGUGAGCGCCUUCUGGUAGCCGGAUGUGAUCCCACGUUGGUGGACCGCAAUGGUGACACGCCGCUUCACAUUGCAUGUCGCCACGGUAACCUGCCCUGCUUCAGCGUCAUCACACAGAACUGUCUGCCCGACCAUCUAAGCAUCGUGAUGGCCACCUGCAACUAUCAUGGUCAGAACUGCCUUCAUUUGGCCUCAGUUCAUGGUUUCCUUUCACUUGUGGAAAGCCUGGUGGAUAUAGGAGCUGACAUUAAUGCAAAGGAACAGCGUAGCGGUCGUGGUGCACUGCAUCUGGCUGUGGAUCAGCAAAACCUCUCAUUGGUCCAACUGCUGCUGAGAAAAGGAGCAGACCCCAACCUCCUGACCUCUGGAGGCCACACCCCCUUUCACCUCACCUAUGGUCGUGACAAUUACGAAAUCAGGAAGGAACUGUUCUCGCUGACCAAGCCAGGCCUGAGGGAACUGCCCGACAGUGAACCAGAUGACAGCGAGGAAGAGGAGGAUGAUGAGGUGGGUUAUGAUGACAUCCAGUGGAACGGACAUUAGCAGGAAAUGUGAGAGGAAGACUAAGAGGCAGGAGGCUUUGAUGAUGACGGUGAAGGACGACAGAAGAGGCUUGGUGCGUCUACCGCUUCCUCCAGUGGCUUCAGAGAGGCCCAGUGAUGUGAACGACACAGAGCGGGCGUGACAGGACAGACGGGCAGCUGCAGAGGCAAAUCAGAGACUGGCCCACGUAUAAACCAAUGAGAGCGGCCACGGCUGUGGGAGAGGAAGUGGACGAUCAGAUGUGAAGAUACGACACAUUACUAUGGGAUGGGAUCUUGCAUCGCUGUAUGAUUAGUGGUUCAGUUAUUCUGUGGACACUGUAAAAUGUCAUCACUGAAACAUCCAUCCACACAGAUGUACCUGCAACAGCUCUGUUGUAUGAUAUUGUAAAUGCUGUGUAUACAAAGAUGUAUUUUUUAUGUAAGCUGUGAAUGUGUACAGUUGAGCAGGUUGUAUAUGUCUGACAGCAAACAGUCCAGCACACUCCAGUUAAAUUAAAACGCUCAUAUUUAACAGUA
This is a messenger RNA of Sphaeramia orbicularis (orbiculate cardinalfish), 1479 nucleotides long. RefSeq names its product nuclear factor of kappa light polypeptide gene enhancer in B-cells inhibitor, alpha b (gene nfkbiab). The transcript is spliced from 6 exons. The record is from RefSeq and is a predicted model, not a curated record. Lineage: Eukaryota; Metazoa; Chordata; Actinopteri; Kurtiformes; Apogonidae. Gene Ontology annotation, cellular component: cytosol. Gene Ontology annotation, molecular function: NF-kappaB binding. Gene Ontology annotation, biological process: toll-like receptor 4 signaling pathway; cellular response to tumor necrosis factor. Bases 29 to 961 code for a protein of 310 amino acids.